CUCAGGUGUGUCUGGCAGCCUUCAUGCUGCUCCUGCUCUCUGAUUGGUGGAUGCUGGCCGUGCUGUAUGCUGGUUGGCUGUGGCUGGACGGGGACACGCCCACCAGUGGGGGUCGCAGGUCUGAUUGGAUGAGGAGCUGGAGAGUGUGGGAGUUCUUCAGGGACUACUUCCCCCUCAGGCUUCUGAAAACUGUGGAUCUGGAUCCAAAGAAAAACUACAUCUUCGGGUUCCAUCCUCAUGGUGUGCUGGUAGCAGGGGGGUUCUGUAACUUCUGCACUGAGGCCUCGGGGUUCUCCAGGAUGUUUCCAGGCCUCACCUCUCACCUGCUGAUGCUGCCAUUCUGGUUCAGAGUCCCUCUGUUCAGAGACUACAUCAUGUGUGGAGGCCUGGUCUCCAGCAGUAAGAGCAGCCUGUCUCACCUCCUGAGUCGUCCAGGUGGAGGUAAUGUGGCUGUGAUAGCGCUCGGGGGGGCAGUGGAGUCUCUGGAGGCUCGGCCCGGAGCCUUGAAGCUGCAGAUCCUGAACCGGAAGGGCUUCAUCAAACUGGCUCUCAAACACGGGGCUCAGCUGGUUCCUGUCUUUUCCUUCGGGGAGAACGAGUUGUUUGAUCAGAUGGAGAACCCGAGUGGUUCUCCUCUCAGGAGGCUGCAGAACCGGCUGCAAAGCAUCAUGGGAGUCGCGCUGCCUCUGUUUCACGCCAGAGGAGUUUUCCAGUACAGCUUCGGCCUGAUGCCCUACAGGAAGCCAAUCAACACCGUCGUGGGAGAGCCCAUCCCAUUGGUCCGGACUCCCAGUCCCAGCUCAGAGGACAUCGAGGGUCUGCAUCGGAUUUACCUGCAGAGUCUGACCCACCUGUUCGAGCAGAACAAAGAAAAAUACGGCCUCGAUGAACACCAGCACCUCACCUUCAUAUGACCUUUAAAAGACCUUCAUCCUUCAUAUGACCUUUAAAAGACCUUCGUAAGACCUUUAAAAGACCUUCAUCCUUCAUAUGACCUUUAAAAGACCUUCAUAUGACCUUUAAAAGACCUUCAUCCUUCAUAUGACCUUUAAAAGACCUUCAUAUGACCUUUAAAAGACCUUCGUAUGACCUUUAAAAGACCUUCAUAUGACCUUUAUAUGUCUUUUAAUUGACCUUAAAUGCCUGAGCUUCAAUGCUAACAGAGCUAGCAUGGCCCAUCGAUCACAUGUUUGUUGUGAUUAAUGAUCUUAUAAAGAUGUUGCAGGUGAUUGACAGGUACAGCUUCCUUCCAGUUAUCCUUUUAUCUUCAGAGUCCCAUUUGACCCGCCAUGUGACCCGCCAUGUGACCCGCCAUGUGACCCGUCAUGUGACACGCCAUGUGACCCGUCAUGUGACCCGCCAUGUGACCCCCAUGUGACCCGUCAUGUGACCCGCCAUGUGACCCCCCAUGUGACACGCCAUGUGACCCCCCAUGUGACCCGUCAAGUGACCCGCCAUGUGACCCGCCAUGUGACCCGCCAUGUAACCCGUCAAGUGACCCCCCAUGUGACCCGCCAUGUGACCCGCCAUGUGACCCGUCAAGUGACCAGCCAUGUGACCCGCCAUGUGACCCGUCAAGUGACCCGCCAUGUGACCCCCCAUGUGACCCGUCAAGUGACCCGCGAUGUGACCCGCGAUGUGACCCGCCAUGUGACCCGCCAUGUGACCCGCCAUGUGACCCGCCAUGUGACCCGCCAUGUGACCCGUCAUGUGACCCGAACACAGUAGGCUUGUUUGAGACGAGCUGCGGCUCGCCUCGAAAGUAGACGAGACUUUGCACAGCGGUACGAGCAGGUUCAGUGUUGUUGUAACAUUUCUAAUAAAAUACAUGAGGUUCCCACUGUGUGUCUGUCACAAUAAAACACGUUUUAAAGUGA
This is a messenger RNA of Trematomus bernacchii (emerald rockcod), 1877 nucleotides long. It is a transcript of the gene mogat3a, whose product is annotated as monoacylglycerol O-acyltransferase 3a. Gene Ontology annotation, cellular component: endoplasmic reticulum membrane. Gene Ontology annotation, molecular function: diacylglycerol O-acyltransferase activity. NCBI's taxonomy places the organism in Eukaryota, Metazoa, Chordata, Actinopteri, Perciformes, Nototheniidae. Gene Ontology annotation, biological process: triglyceride biosynthetic process. The record is from RefSeq and is a predicted model, not a curated record.